Condylostylus longicornis is the source of this 437-nucleotide messenger RNA. RefSeq lists its product as uncharacterized. NCBI's taxonomy places the organism in Eukaryota, Metazoa, Arthropoda, Insecta, Diptera, Dolichopodidae. The record is from RefSeq and is a predicted model, not a curated record. The coding region runs from base 1 to 432 and encodes 143 amino acids. The transcript has a single exon. Gene Ontology annotation, biological process: negative regulation of biosynthetic process.
AUGGACAGUCAAACAUCAUCCCAACCAACCUCUCCAGUUCCCCAAGCUACAACACAACAGCCGUUAUUGCAACAACCAUUAUCAGUAACAUCUAAUGCACUCACACCCGCUACAACUGCAGUUGUUACAUCAACAUCACCAAAUGUUGUAGCUAUACCUGUCCCAGUUGUUCCACCACCGGAUGAUAUUUACACUUAUAUAUGCGUAAAAGGUUCUUUACAUGAUGUUAAUUCAUCAAUUUUUGGUUUGAAUGGCGAAGAAAUGUCUGCAAUGUCCAAACGAUUUUCAAAGGGAACAACUGAAAUUGUUAAUGGCAUUAUGGUUAGGGGGCCUCCAAUUGAGGUUAUUAAUACAUUAAGUAAAUUAGGUUAUAAAGUUGUUUGCAGCACUGGUGAAGUAGAAAUUGUAUGGACAAUGCAAAGAGAAGCAUAAAACAU